Messenger RNA from Mytilus trossulus (common blue mussel), 2710 nucleotides. RefSeq names its product alpha-(1,3)-fucosyltransferase fut-5-like. The transcript is spliced from 3 exons. Gene Ontology annotation, molecular function: fucosyltransferase activity. Gene Ontology annotation, cellular component: membrane. The record is from RefSeq and is a predicted model, not a curated record. The coding region runs from base 482 to 1687 and encodes 401 amino acids. Lineage: Eukaryota; Metazoa; Mollusca; Bivalvia; Mytilida; Mytilidae.
AAAUACAGUUUUCCCAUGAUCCUUUAUUCUACAAUAGACAUACCCGCAUAUGACAGUGAAAAUGAACUAGCUGAAUUCGCACUUUAUAUACACUGAUAAUGGCCGGAUAUAAUAUUGAUUGUACUUGCACGAUUGUCCAAUAGAAAGAAUCAAAAGGUGUUGAUUGUUUUCAUGUGUGUGUGUGUGUGUGUGUGUGUAGGUUAUUCUCCGUCAUUAUGUUUGUAUGUUUUUGUUCGACGGCGAUAACUUGACCAAAAACUGAACUAUCAGGCAGUUUACGGAAAAAACGAAUGUUUAUGGAUCCAAAAAAUCGAUGACUAGUCCUGCACAGGAAGACCACAUUACCGUGUAUGCAAUAUAGGAACAUAAAUUUUCCAAGAAUGGUUGAUGACUGCGGAACACAUAUGUUUACGGUUGAUAGUUAAAUAACACAGAACCAUAAAGUUCUAAAAAUCUGCUUUAUAAAUGUAUAUUUACUAAAAUGACAAGAUGGUCUGAACACUGUUGUAACAUAUUUUGUAGAUACAAGACAUACUAUCUCGUAUUUGCGAUAAUCAUGUCAACGAUCAUAUUGUUUUAUCUGGACAAAUCAUAUACCCUCUUACCAAGUUUCGCUACCAGUCAGUUUUACAAUACAGAUGAGCAAUACCUAGAAAUAUAUGACGACACGGUACUUCUAAAUAAAACAAAAAGGAUUGUUCUUUUGUGGACUACGUUUUUUAAAAGUAUGCACUGGGAACGUGAAAUUAGGAAAAGAUUCAUGACUUGUAACAAACAAUGUGAAGUGACAUCGGACAGAAAACGUCAAAAGGAAGCCGAUGCUUUAUUAUUCCAUCAUGGAGAUUUAAACCAGAAAGACCUUCCGCCUUUUCGUGUUAUAAAACAACCAUGGAUUUUGUUUACUUUGGAACCAACAACGUUGAUACAGGGUAAUAUGAAUUGGUGGGGUAAAAUAUUUAAUUGGACCAUGUCCUACAGGACUUAUUCCACUAUAUUCAAUCCUUAUGGUUACUAUGUAAAUAACAGCAAUGUAAAACCAGUCGAAAACAGUAAAGUUGACUAUAAAAACCGCACAAAGGACAUGAUGGCGGUUAUCAGUCGUUGCCAUGACGAUGCAAGACGUUAUAAAAUUAUUCAUGAGUUAUCCAAGCACUUUCAGGUUGAUGUAUAUGGACAUUGUAGUCGUAAGAAAUUAAAAUGUGACUACCACGACAAAUUUUAUUGUCUUGAUCCUAAAGAGAUAAAGAGAUAUAAAUUCAGACUUGCUUUUGAAAAUGGAUACUGUCGAGAUUACAUCACAGAAAAAUAUUGGAGCUCACUAUUGCAGGAUAUCAUUCCUAUAGUAAACUGGAAAGAGCACCAGAACAACGGCCAUGUUGUGCCUUACUCAUAUAUAAAUAUUUAUGAUUUUAAAAAUCUUACAACUGCAAUACAAUAUAUAAAAAAUGUUAGCAACAAUGAGUCCUUGUAUGAUUCGUUCUACGAGUGGAAACGUUCAUAUAAGGCCGUCUCAUCGAUGUACAGUGGAUUCUGUCGAUUGUGUGAUAGAUUACACCAACCCUUUCAUCUACAAGUUUAUAAAGACUUAGAGAAAUGGUUCAAAGAUGAUACUUGUGGUAAACACAAUCUUUUUGAUGGUGCAUUUAGACAUAUUGACAGAUAUUUGUUCAACAACCUCCACAGAUAACAACAGUUACACAACAAUAAUUAUACAGAUAACAACAGUUAAAUAAUUAUAAUUAUUCCUCGUUCACAGAUAACAACAGUUAAACAACUAUAAGUAUUCCUCGUUCACAGAUAACAACAAAUUAACAACUACAAUUAUUCCUCGUUCACAGAUAACAACAGUUUAACUACUGUAGUUAUUCCUCUUCCACAGAUACAUAACAGCAGUUAAGCAACUAUAAUUAUUCUUCGGCCACAGAUAACAAGAGUUAAACAAUUAUAAUAAUUCCUCGGCUACAGAUAACAACAGUUAAACAACUAUAAUAAUUAUUGUUCCUCGUCCACAGAUAACAAAUUUUGAACAACUAUAGGUAUCCAUCGACCACAGAUAACACCAGUUAAACAACUAUAAUUAUUCCUCUUAAGAUUGUAAAAUACGAUUAUUUGUCCGAUAGGCAACAUUAGAGGCAAUUUUCGAGUUACAGGCUUUAGAAGGUUGACUUUUGGAAAUUAUAGAACAAAUUAUAAAACAGAAUAUUUUAGUCAAUAAAAUAUAGGUGCAGGUGUUUUUUCUUAACACCAUUUCACUUUUAUCCGUUGUCUAUUAAUUUUGCGCUAUAAAAUAUAUGUCUCGUCACAAUGACCUGAUAUGAUUACCAAUGACAUAUCUCUACCAUGCAAAUACCAAAACAACGCAGAAGUUUUUAGGUCAACGUAUGGCCUUCAACAAAUAAUGAGCAAAACCCAUACUGCAUAAAAUUUUCUUCGUUCCUUUAAUAGAAUCCAUGACCUCAUGUUGGAUGUCUUCAGACCUUACCCAACAACUAAUAAUAAGGAGACGUAUAUGCAGUGCUCAUGAAAUUGUCACAGGCAGACGUAUACAAAGAUUCUAUAGACCUAAUAUUGUUGUAUACUGAGUCUUUUAAAUAAAUCACAUUAACCUCACAUUAUUAUUAUCAAUGAUCCAUAUGAAUUAGGUCAAGGUCAGAUGCCUGGAUCAGUCAAAUGAACAUAUAUUCCUUACAAUAAUUCCACACACCAAAUA